This is a messenger RNA of Seriola dumerili (greater amberjack), 789 nucleotides long. It is a transcript of the gene fam78bb, whose product is annotated as protein FAM78B-like. Lineage: Eukaryota; Metazoa; Chordata; Actinopteri; Carangiformes; Carangidae. Bases 1 to 789 code for a protein of 262 amino acids. The transcript has 2 exons. The record is from RefSeq and is a predicted model, not a curated record.
AUGGGCUGCAUCCAGAGCAUAGCCUGUAACAAGUCACGCAUCAAACGAGAGAACAUCGUGGUGUACGACCUGUCCGCCACCAUAGACCACUGCCCGACCGUCAUUGAGGAGAACUCGCCAAUAGUGCUCCGGUACAAGACGCCCUAUUUCAAAGCCUCGGCGCGGAUUGUGAUGCCCCCUAUUCCGCGCAAUGAGACAUGGGUGGUGGGCUGGAUCCAGGCGUGCACCCAGAUGGAAUUUUACAACACCUAUGGAGACGUCGGCAUGUCGAGCUGGGAGCUGCCUCAGCUGCGAGAGGGCCUAGUGAGGGCUAUCAGCGACUCAGACGGUGUGAGCUACCCCUGGUAUGGAAACACAACAGAGACUGUCACCAUAGUGGGCCCCACCUCCAAGCCAUCCCGCUUCAUCGUCAGCAUGAAUGACAAUUUCUACCCAAGCGUCACCUGGGCUGUCCCGGUCAGUGAAUCCAACACGCCUUUACUGACUAAUAUCAAAAGGGACCAGAGCUUCACCACCUGGCUGGUGGCUCUCAACACCACCUCCAGAGAGAAGAUCCUGCUCCACACCAUCAAGUGGAGGAUGAGGGUCGAUAUCGCCGUGGAUCCGUCCCUGCCUCUGGGCUCCAGGGCCAGGCUGGUGGGCCGGGUGCAUCAGGACCAGCCUCGGGUGCUGACCCGCAUGGAGCCCAUCCCUCUUAACGCCAUGGGGAGGCCCAAUGCCAAUGACGCCCAGGUUCUGAUGUGGAGGCCGAGGAGAGGGCCUCCGCUUGUCGUCAUACCACCCAAAUAG